AUGCCUCGUCCACCCCUACGACAUAUCCUCUGGCCAAAGAUUUGUUCUGGUUCUGGUCCUGCCCAUUGCCAUUCUCACACUACUGCAAGAUGGCACAUCUUCGCAUAUGAGCAGUUGAACCUUAUUCGUUCUCCACCGGCUGUCUGGAAGGUUAUUAACGAGGCACUCCAUGAUAUGAUGAGGGUACAUUGCGGUGGCAGUGUCGAUGACCUUGCGGAAUCAGCAUGUAUCGUGCGUGCAUUUGUGCAAUUACGGGUCUGA
Molecule: messenger RNA, 261 nt
Organism: Sclerotinia sclerotiorum 1980 UF-70
Lineage: Eukaryota; Fungi; Ascomycota; Leotiomycetes; Helotiales; Sclerotiniaceae
Exons: 1
Coding region: 1-261 (86 amino acids)
Source: RefSeq, a predicted model, not a curated record